Molecule: messenger RNA, 669 nt
Organism: Paramecium tetraurelia
Lineage: Eukaryota; Ciliophora; Oligohymenophorea; Peniculida; Parameciidae
Exons: 3
Source: RefSeq, a predicted model, not a curated record
AUGGCAACUUUUAAAUCUCUUAUGAAAAUGCCUUUGGCUAAGCUAGCUUCGAAAUGCAUUGCAUUAGAGGAGCUAUUAUAACGUUAUUAUUAAUUUGAGGAGGUUCAUUACGAUUUACUUAAUAAAUAUCAACUACUUUAAGCUAAAUAUGAGAGAUUGAAUCAAUAAAACAUCUAAUUAAUGCAAAGUUUACAGAUUGAAAGAGAUAGCAUUUCAUAGGCUAGUGCUAAUAAAAUGAAUUCUUCGAAAAAUUGCCAUUCCAGAAUAUACAAAGAUCCACUGGAAGAAUUAGAGAUUUAGUUAUUUAUGGACGAUUUAAGAAAUGAGAAUUCAAAAAUAAAGGAAGAACUUUAAACAAAUAAGGAAGAAUUAAAAAGAUUAUAAUCAAAGUUUGAAUAAACAUAAACAGAACUCCUUAGAUCUGCAUCAAUAAAAACAGCUUCUGAUUCUAAAUUGAAUUCAAUUGAAGAAAAAAGUUAUGAUUCAAUUCAAUCAUAUAAAAACGAAAUAAUCAGAUUAAAUAAAAUAGUAUCCUCCUUGAGAAUUGAAAUAUCCAAUUACAAAACAAGAGAAUUCGAUGAAGAUUGGUUAAAGACCUAAUUAAUAAAAUAUCAAAAGCAAUCCCAAAUGUCCAAUAACCAAAAUUUUUUGGAUUUUAUUGAAAACUGA